Messenger RNA from Gigantopelta aegis, 4282 nucleotides. Its product is annotated as LIM/homeobox protein Lhx3-like. Gene Ontology annotation, molecular function: DNA-binding transcription factor activity, RNA polymerase II-specific; RNA polymerase II transcription regulatory region sequence-specific DNA binding. The record is from RefSeq and is a predicted model, not a curated record. Bases 651 to 1832 code for a protein of 393 amino acids. Gene Ontology annotation, biological process: regulation of transcription by RNA polymerase II; neuron differentiation. Gene Ontology annotation, cellular component: nucleus. The transcript has 5 exons. Lineage: Eukaryota; Metazoa; Mollusca; Gastropoda; Neomphalida; Peltospiridae.
CGGACACGUGGCGGGUACUCAAGACGAAAAACCCGUGGACAAAACAACUCUCCAAGUUAACGAAGCGUCUGAAUGUCGAUUUGUGGACAGUUGUGCAGCCAGCACAAUAGGCGUUCACAAAACGGAUCGCCGUGGAAUCAGGCUAUUUUCUCUUUGAUAUUCUCUGAAAAUAUUUGUCAAGCAAACAGCCUAUGAAUCGCAAACGCUGGCGACAAAGGUUGAUGUAUUAAUGGGCACACAGACACUUCUGGCGCAUCGUCUGCUAGCGCGCGUGUGCUCUACCCCCAAAUUACAGCCCUGGACAUGGAGCGGACCUGAGGAGGAGAUAACUGGAGGGCAGUGCCGGUCUGACUGCUAGGUCCACCGUGUCACAGUCGUGGCUCUGAAUGGCCGUACCGUUAUGAGGUGUCUUCCGUCGGAGGUGCAAUACCAUUGUUGUUCGAGAUUAAUCGAUACUGGGGGUCAUGAAUAUUAAAUAAUAAGCUCACGUGACUUCCAAGACCACGAUAGCACGAGUGGUUGGACGACCGAAAACGGCUUGACACCGGCUAUUAAGAAUUGAGUUCUCGUUGAAAAUUCAAAAUUGUAAUCUAGCGACAAGGAAAAGUCGGAAAAACUUUGAGAUUUGUUUCGGCUAUUUGUGAAGCAGUAUGACAAGCCCUGACGUCUGUUCGCAGCGCUCCGGACAUACUUCCAGCGCGCCGCCGCUCAGUCCGCCCGCCUCCCUCGCCGACAUGAUUAGCAGAAAUAAGUUUCUCGAAGCUGCCAUACCUAAGUGUGCAGGGUGCAGCGAGCCCAUACUGGACAGGUUUAUACUGAAGGUUCUCGACAGAUCGUGGCAUUCUCGCUGUCUCAAGUGCGCCGACUGCCUCGUCCAGCUAGCUGACAAGUGCUUCUCCAAGGGGGACAAAGUUUAUUGCAAAGAAGACUUUUUUAAACGAUUCGGUACGAAGUGUGCUGGUUGUGAGAAGGGGAUCCCGCCAACGGAAGUGGUGCGCCGAGCGCAGGACAACGUGUAUCACUUAGACUGCUUCGCCUGCCUCAUGUGUGCGCGCCAACUUAAUACCGGCGAUGAAUUCUACUUGAUGGAAGACCGGAAGCUGGUGUGUAAAAACGACUACGAGGCAGCAAAAGCAAGAGGAACUUCCGACUACGACAUGGAUCCAUCUAACAAGAGACCUCGCACGACCAUAACGGCCAAACAACUGGAGGCUUUGAAACGCGCGUACAACGAGAGCCCGAAGCCGGCCCGCCACGUGCGAGAACAGCUGUCCGCAGAGACCGGACUGGACAUGCGGGUCGUACAGGUGUGGUUCCAGAACCGCCGCGCCAAGGAGAAGAGACUCAAGAAGGACGCUGGACGGAAUCGGUGGAACCCCUACUUCCGCCAGAUCAAGCGAGAGGGAGACCCAGACAGCUCCCAGAGCGGCGACGACAGGUCCGACGAUGGCUUGACAGACGGCUCGUUUCAAGGGAGUCUGGAUGACCUGGAUGGUCCAGUACAUCCUGGUAGAUUAUCCGGCGACAUCUACGGACCGAGUCAAGUUCUAGAUCACGAGCCACCAAUGGGACAGAUAUCUGUUGGGCCGUCUGCCUCACCUCCUAUAGAUACAUGGGGUCAUUUCAACAGUGGACUACCUUCAGGUGGCCAGUUCAUGGGUCGACAUUCACCCAACGUUCCUGCUACACAUCCACAAAUGCUGUCUCUCGACCCGCUUCCAAUGGGCAACCCACACGUUUCGCGCAUGCUUCCACAAGAUAUGAAUGAAAAUUCUUCAGGGUUCAUUGAUUAUCCACCUGUGUCAAAUCACAAUCAUGUUGAGGUGUACUGAGGUGGUUACAAGGGAAGUUCUAUUACGACAAUAUUGAAAUACGCCCUUACUCGUAUUGCGUGGUGCUGUAUUGAAGGUUGCUGGGUGGAUCUGUAGACUAGUGUUCAGAUCAGACUCCGCAAGCGAACCUAGAUCAUACUUCGGAGGUUCGGCUACCUGUGGCUUGUGAAACCACGAAGGAAGAAUAUCAGCGACCGUGCAGAUUAGCACCACUACUAACACGUGUUGUCAAAGAAACGUGCACUGACAUGUCAGGCUACAGUGUAUGCCAUUUCAACAAAGGGCGGUGAACGUAAAGCCACGAUCUCUAUUCUAGACUGUGUGAUAAGAAACUACACCUUCGUGUACAUGAAUGGUAACGACACGACGAACAUACACGUGUGAAUAAACUGACAUACUAUGACGAAGUACUGGAUUUAUUGUUCCAAUUCUGACUAAUGUAAACGUGUAUCGCGGUGUUACCAGCAUUGGUAUUCUUGUUAACACGAAGGGAUCUCUUUAGACUUAUAGCACUGUGUAGUAAUAGGUGAGACAUGAUGUUAGUAUCCAUGGUUUGUGAAAUUGUCAACAUUCAUCAUUAUUAACAUGCUCCUCUCUACGUGUUCGAAGUAAUCAACUGACUAGAUAGUUCAACACCAAUACAUACACGUAUAGCACUAUCCGCAACCUGUUCUGAAGAUAUCCCCAACAUGAUGAACAUUUGACGGUCAUAAUGGCAGAAACCCCGUUAGUGAUCAGCAGCUGUAUGCUUUACCACUAUCGGGUACACGCGGGCAGUAUCUGGUGUGAUGAUAAACACACCGACAUUCAUAAUACGACUGGCCAAACGUAAACCGGCAUUAAAGUCCUUUAGUGCAAUGUCUUUAGUUGUGUACUUUGAUGAUGUACUAUUUUGAAAAACAAAAUGUAGAAUACAGGUUUCAAAAGCCUACAGAGUAAGCAUAUUGCUGUAUAGAGAAGAAUACAUGAUUGGUACCAUCAGAUCCAUUUACCGUACGGGAUGUUUCAAAAUAUAUAUGUAACGAGCGAAAGCUACUCGAAUAGCUUUUAGACACUAAUUAUAAGAUACAUGUAUAUGGUAUUAAGCGCAUUUUGACAUGGUGUUCUAUUUCUUACAUAUCAUCAAAACGAGGCAGUAUUUUUAGUAAUCGUUCCAGUUGGCGGUUUUGGUUUGACGUGUAGGUUAAACCAAGGGAAACCCAAUGAGAAGUCAUUAAAAUUGUUUCCCAAUUUGUUUGGUAUUUUCGUGUGAUAUUAUCUCACUUGGUUAUGGACGAAUACGAUACUGAACAUAUAUAUAGUUGCUUGUAACAUAAACUCCCUUUCUUGAUUUACAGAGAGGACAAACUCCAACUAUUCUUGACGAAUUGUAUUUAUUGUCGGUGUAUCAUGCCCUGCUUGAUAAUGCAUAUGCUGAGACGUAAUUAUAGAGUUCGCGUCUUUUGCGAGUUUUCGUUUUCAGGGUUGAAUUUAUACUGAAUGAAAAAAUAACAACAAAUAAGCGUAUCCCUCAAUUUAAUGUGUUUGCUUACUAAAUCUGCAUUAAUUAAUAUAUAGUUUAAAUAUUGCACAUGGACAAUCAUAGUUUUUAUGUUUCGAACUACAAAAUAGAAUAGUCAUUCUUUUUUAUUAUUAUUAUCAUAUUAUUAUUAUUAUUAUUAUUAUUAUUAUUAUUAUAUUACUAUCAUUUAUUAUUAUUAUUAUCAUUAUUAUUAUUAUUUUGUGGAUUUCAUGUUAUUGAUAAAUUUGGCUCUAGUCACAAGCAUUUGUGAUCAAAAUGUAUCUGGUGUUGAACAUUUUGAUCAUUAGUAUUAUCAAGGCAGUGGAAAUUUGAAAUAAAUUUAAGAUUUACCCUUUCAUUACUUUUAAACCCGUGCCCUUCUAGUACUAGGCUCUCUGUCCCGCGUUAGUCCGUUCGGCUGGUAUCAUAACUGACUUCUUGCUUGUCCGGUUUACAAGUCUAAUUAAUGCUGUAGAGACAAGCCAGAGUAAUGCUGUAGAAACAGGAUUGUGAACAAUAUAGUUACCUUGAUUCAUUGAUUGCUUUCACCACGUACAACUUGAUGAAACAAACUGAUGUGUGUAGUGUAAUAGGACUUUCCGUUUUCCUCUGAUCUCAUUUCAAGCCAUGUUUCUGAUCAUUAUACGACUGUAGUCAGACUGAAAAUAUUUGUUAAAACAAAGUUGUCAUGUUAUGUUAUGUUAUAUUAUAUAGCUUUUUUUUAUUUACAAGGACAUGCAUCCAUAAAUGCAUUACCAAGUAUUUAUAUUUUACUUUAUGUUCGGUUUUGUGCAAUACAUAAAAAAGUCAUAAAAUACUCAUUGUCAAGUUCAUGGUAUAUUAUUUACGUCAUAUUUUAUUUCAUUUACGUUAUUGUUUUAUUUUUGAGACCUAUGUUUCUGGUGCAAUAUUGAAUGUGCAGUUGUGCAAUAUGUGAAUAAAACAUUCC